AUGGUGGUAGCGGCUAUCAAGGUCGGCUACAAGACCUUCUUGCCUUCUCCAAGAAACAGUCAAGCAGCAUUUGUAUCUCUCCUGAACCAGCUUGAGUGCAAAUAUCUGGUUGCAACAACCCCGGAAGCUCCUUGUGUUCCAUUGAUUGAAGGAAGUUGCAAAGUCGAGAAACUGAACCUGCCAUCCCUGCAAGAACUCCUGGACUCUCAAAGAGUACCUGAGUACCCCUAUGUCGAAACAUGGGAAGGUGCGAAAGAUCACCCGAUCUUUGUUCUCCAUACAUCAGGUUCAACGGGUAUUGUGGUUGCCUGUUCUCCCAAACGUAUUCCAAAGCCCUUGAGUUACACGAACAGAUUUCUCACAGGCAUUGCGAACAAUACGGCGCUGUCGCCACCAGAUGGGUUUCGUAGCUUGGAUCAGUUUUUUCGAGCUGGGAGUUUCUUUAUGACAUUACCCUCAUUCCACGUUGCUGGGAUAGGAUUUUCGUUGGUCGUGCCUGCUUUCCACGGAGGAAUCCCAGUGUACCCACUUCCAACUGCUCCACCAACCAUACAAGGUAUUAUUGAAGCAGUUGACAAUACAGAGCUUGAUUGGGCCUUUUUACCACCAGUUUUUGUGGACGAGCUUGGGAAAGACCCCGUGCUUUUACAUACCGUGGCAUCGAGAUUGAAAUAUGUUUAUUAUACUGGUGGUAGUGUACCAAAGAUCUCCGGUGAUGCUGUCGUCAAAUCACUCAGUUUGUAUCAAGUUAUGGGAUCCAGUGAAUGUGCCACAUUCCCACUGUUGCGAGCCGCGGAUGAUGAGACUGACGAUGACUGGAGUUACGUCCAGAUUCAUCCCGAAAUCAAUGCGGAAUUUCAGCAUCGAUUCGACGAUCUCCACGAGCUAGUGGUCAAGAGAAGAGAUGACAAACAGCAUUAUCAACCAGUAUUCAAUCACUUUCCAGAUCUCGAGGAGUACCACACUCGAGACCUAUUCUCUCCACAUCCCACAAAGCCAGGUAUGUGGGCUUAUCAGAGUCGUAUUGAUGAUGUGAUAGUCUUCUUGAACGGUGAGAAGACAAAUCCGGUGUCUUUUGAGCAGGAAGUUGGUCGACAUCCAGAAAUCCGAGCGGUAUUAGUUGGCGGUCAGCAAAGAUUUGAAGCAUGUCUUCUAAUCGAGUUGAUUGACUCUAAGAUACUCUCGGAAGACGAAAAACAGCAAACAAUUGACAGGAUCUGGCCAACGGUCGAAUUUGCCAAUGCUAGUUGUCCUGCUCAUGCCAGAUUGUCACGAUCGAGAAUUUUGCUUGCUGAUCCGACCAUGCCUUUCCCAAGAGCCGGCAAAGGUACUAUACAACGACAAGCCACUAUGACAGUUUACGCAGAUGCCGUGGAGAGGCUAUACAUGGAACCGGAUGUCGAGGAGCCUACAAUUGAGCCUCGAAAUCUGGAUUUUUCUGACCGAGAAAAAAUCUUGGAGUCAGUUACUGAACUUAUCAAGACGGUCACAAAGUGGAACGAUCUUCGGACAGAUGAUGAAUUCUUUGCCAUGGGUAUGGAUUCCUUACAAGUCUUGCAACUCAAUCGGGCACUCCGAAGCACAUUCGGACUAUCCACGCUUGCUCUGAAAGAUAUUUAUGCAAACCCUUCACUGGAACUACUCACGAAUUCGAUAAUGCAUUCAGGUCUCCGUCGAGGCGUUUCCAAUACUGCCCCAGAUCGAGCGCACGCCAUUGUUGAGACAAUUCAGAAGUAUGAGAAAGAAAUCGACGACAUCGCGUUGAAUCACACUAACAAGAACAAUUUCAAUUUGCAUGACGAUGGCGAGCUCCUGGGCCCACCACGAGUCAUCCUGCUCACCGGAUCAACUGGGGCUCUAGGUUCGUUCAUUCUGAAUGAUCUCAUGCUUCAAGACAACAUCAAACACGUCUACUGUUUGAACAGAGCGCAUGACUCUCAAGUCGUGCAAAAAAGACGAGCCAAAUCGCACGGCCUGUCCAUAGACACGUCGUCUCCACGGAUUACCUUCAUAACGGCAGAACUUUCAGCGCCAAACCUUGGUAUUGAAAAAUCGUUAUUCGAUGAAAUCUCCUCGACUACGACGGAGAUCUUGCACAACGCUUGGCCUGUGGAUUUCAAUAAAACGUUGCAGUCAUUCUUGCCUAGCCUAAAUGGUGUCAUGACUCUCAUUAGCUUUGCGGCCGGUGCAAAGCUGAAACCGUCCCUCCUCUUCAUCUCUUCUAUCAGCUCGGUAAUCAACUUCCAAGGCAACUCAGAAGAUCGUGCACUGGUUCCUGAGGAUAUCAUUAGGGAUCCAUCAUGUGCAGCAAACAUGGGAUACGGAGAAAGUAAAUACAUUGCUGAGCGAAUCUUGGACCGUGCGUUUCGCAAGUUGAACGUCAAUAGUGGUAUUUUGCGUGUUGGCCAAAUCUCAGGGACUGCAGGAAAUCCACGAGGCUGGAAUCGAAACGAGUGGUUUCCCAGCCUGGCUUUGAGCUCGAGGUAUCUCGGUAUACUACCAGAGUCUCUUGGGGCCAAGAGUGAAUAUCAUCCAGCAGGCCCAAUGGGAGAUAUCGACUGGGUUCCCGUCGACCGACUAGCAGAGGUGGUCGUUGAGUUGAGCGGUGCUUUAAGAGACAACAGGCCAAGCGAUGAGAUGCAAGUCUUUCACGCUGUCAACCCACAGAUCGUGUCUUGGGCCGAUAUUCUGCCCACCGUCCAGCAGACUUUAGGACAACCUGGACAGAGAAUAGGAACGGUACCGUAUUCUGAAUGGGUCGAUCGCCUCCAUUCGAGUAGCGUCUUCCCCACAGUCAACGAGGGAGCAGCAAUAAGCGAGGAUUUUAUCUUCAAUAAUCCAGGUAUCAAACUCCUCAAUUUCUACGAAAGCCUUCGCGGUUCGGAUGCUACCAGAACAUUGGCGCGUCUAGAUAUUGUGAGAACGUCAAAGGUGAGUAAAAGCUUGUCUGGGCUGGACCCGGUCAAUGCGGAGUGGGUGAAAGGAUGGAUCGAAGGCUGGCUCGCGAUCAAACCGAGUAUUUAA
This is a messenger RNA of Exophiala bonariae, 3024 nucleotides long. RefSeq lists its product as uncharacterized. The coding region runs from base 1 to 3024 and encodes 1007 amino acids. The transcript is spliced from 4 exons. NCBI's taxonomy places the organism in Eukaryota, Fungi, Ascomycota, Eurotiomycetes, Chaetothyriales, Herpotrichiellaceae. The record is from RefSeq and is a predicted model, not a curated record.